Molecule: messenger RNA, 1623 nt
Organism: Petromyzon marinus (sea lamprey)
Lineage: Eukaryota; Metazoa; Chordata; Hyperoartia; Petromyzontiformes; Petromyzontidae
Source: RefSeq, a predicted model, not a curated record
AUGUACCCCUACCCCGUGCACCCCUACCCCGUGUACCCCUACCCCGUGCACCCCUACCCCGUGUACCCCUACCCCGUGUACCCCUACCCCGUGCACCCCUACCCCGUGCACCCCUACCCCGUGUACCCCUACCCCGUGCACCCCUACCCCGUGCACCCCUACCCCGUGUACCCCUACCCCGUGUACCCCUACCCCGGGUACCCCUACCCCGUGUACCCCUACCCCGUGUACCCCUACCUGCAGGACGACUCGACCGUGAACAACUUCGUCGUGUUUGAAGGAUUUUUCCAAAAUCGCACAGUGCCGAGGCCCUCCACCCUGGGCGUGGACGAGAGAUCCUUGGCCCUGCCGCGGCCUCACGGCGGCCGGGGCCCCAAGCGGACGCCAGGCUCGCCCGGCGCGUCGCCUGCGGAGGCCACGGGCCGUGUCCCGCGCGGCCUGUCGGGUACGCAGCAGCAUCAGCGGCAGCAGCAGCAACAUCAGCAGCAGCAACAUCAGCAGCAGCAGCAGGAGCAGCAGCGGCAGCAGCUUCAGCAACAGCCGAGUCAUCAGCAGGGCUUGCCCGCUGCGUUGCCGCUGGUGCGCGACAAGGAGGACGACGACGAGGAGGUGGAGGUGGAGGAGGUGGAGGAGGUGGUGGUGGCGGCGAGGCGUCAGCGGAGGGCAGCGCCUCCCACUUCCUCCCUCUCCGCGUGGGACUUCGGCGGCCUGAAAGCGGCGGCGACGGGAGCGUGCAGGUCUGCGACCACCACCGCCACCACCACCGCCAACGCCACACUGCCCCCCAUCAUCUCCUCCUCACCCUCACCCCUCACUGGACGCCCACCGCUGCAACCUUCGGUCGAUCACCUCCCACAGUCCUUUGCGGCCACCACCCAGGGUCAGGGUGGCGGCACCGGCUACCCAGCAUGCACCUCUGCGUCGCAGUCGGGUUUCCCGGCGUGCAUCGCGGCGGUCCAGUCGCUCCUCCCAGCGUGCGCCGGGGUCAAGCCGACCUUCCCAGCAUGCACUUUGGUCCCCGUGAAUCUCCCAGCAUGCACCACGACCGUUCAGCCCAGCCUCUCUGCAUGCGCCGGGGCGGGAACGCCCGUUCGGGGCGGCGACCGGCGCCAGCAGGAAGCGGCGGCGUUGUCGCCGCCGCCGCCGCGGCCGUUGCUGCGGGAACGCGCCGACUCGUGGACGGUGAGGGGGGCGGCCGGCGCCCGGGGUGGGGCCGAGUGGGUGCGGCUCAAGAACGUGUACCGCGACACGCGGCCGUGGUGACCGGCGGGCGCCCCCGGGGUCAGCCAGCGGGGUCAGCCAGUGGGGUCGGUUGGCCUGGUCGCACGACGGGGUCGGUCGGUCAGUCGGUCGGUCGGUCGGUUGGUCGGUUGGGGGAAGUCUGUCGGUAGCGGGACUCCUCUACUUAGGAAAAAUUCGACAAAGGAACUUUGAGAGAUACGAACAGACAUGUAAUCCCGCAUGUCCAGUUGGCUGUUCGGGCCGAGAGUUCGUCAGUUCAACCGCCGUGCAAAUCGGUGGCAGUGGUGGCACCUACGUCUGCAGAACGUGAAGAACCAGUGGCAUCUACAUCUGCAGAACGUGAAGAACCAGUGGCAUCUACGUCUACAGAACAUAAAGAAC